AUGGUUUCCCAACUCACGCUCGCUUUUCUCGGUCUCGCCUCUACCGCCGCUGCGACGUACAGUCCACUGCAGCUGAGGAACUUGCACAACCUGCGCCAGGAACGUAUUGUCGUCGAGGUGCGACAGGCAACUUCGGAAGGGCCCGAAUUACCUACCAUCACACAAAGCCCCGAGUGUAUUUCCGCUUUAGCGCCGCUGGGCUCCGACGUCCCCGAUGUCCCAUCCGAGCUGCUGUCGUACAUGGAGUCGUUCGCAGCCACGGCCGACACCAGCAAUCCGACCGUCUUGUGCGAGGCCACCCAGGUACCGCAGUCGUUGUCUUCCCAAUACAGCUCGUACGACCAAGCAGCGAGCAGCUGGCUCAGCAAGCACAGCAGCGACCUCCAAGUCGCUGCUACCAAGUGCGGUGAUAGCGACGUCCAAGUCAGCCAGGCCGUAGCUUCUAUCAGCGCUUUCCUUGGAGAGGGAUGUGGUGCUGCAGCUUCAAGUGCAGGCGACGCCAGUUCUGCCAUUUCUACAACCGUAUCGCCGGGUCUUGCUGCCCGGCCCACUGGUAUGGUUGCAGGUGCCAUGGCUGCCGCCGGUGCUCUUGGCGUCGCGGUACUCCUAUAG
This is a messenger RNA of Daldinia vernicosa, 612 nucleotides long. RefSeq lists its product as uncharacterized. NCBI's taxonomy places the organism in Eukaryota, Fungi, Ascomycota, Sordariomycetes, Xylariales, Hypoxylaceae. The transcript has a single exon. The record is from RefSeq and is a predicted model, not a curated record. Bases 1 to 612 code for a protein of 203 amino acids.